AUGGAGGCCAUCUGGCUAUACCAGUUCCGGCUCAUUGUCAUCGGGGAUUCCACGGUGGGCAAAUCCUGUCUGAUCCGCCGCUUCACCGAGGGCCGCUUUGCCCAGGUUUCGGACCCCACCGUGGGGGUGGAUUUUUUCUCCCGUCUGGUGGAGAUCGAGCCAGGAAAACGCAUCAAGCUCCAGAUCUGGGAUACCGCGGGUCAAGAGAGGUUCAGAUCCAUCACUCGCGCCUACUACAGGAACUCAGUAGGUGGCCUUCUCUUAUUUGACAUUACCAACCGCAGGUCCUUCCAGAAUGUCCAUGAGUGGUUAGAAGAGACCAAAGUACACGUUCAGCCCUACCAAAUUGUAUUUGUUCUGGUGGGUCACAAGUGUGACCUGGAUACACAGAGGCAAGUGACUCGCCACGAGGCAGAGAAACUGGCUGCUGCGUACGGCAUGAAGUACAUUGAAACGUCAGCCCGAGAUGCCAUUAACGUGGAGAAAGCCUUCACAGACCUGACAAGAGACAUCUAUGAGCUGGUUAAAAGGGGGGAUAUUACCAUCCAGGAGGGAUGGGAAGGGGUGAAGAGUGGAUUUGUGCCAAAUGUGGUUCACUCUUCAGAAGAGGUUGUCAAGUCAGAGAGGAGAUGUUUGUGCUAGUCAGCCCUUUUAUUUCCAAAACGGCUCUCCCACCUGAACUUAAAAGUAAUGAAAAUGAAGAGAAUCCUUGCGUGACUGAAGAGAACUCAGCCUCCAUUUUACAUACAAGGGAGCCUCCUUCUCCAGGGGUCUUGGACAGGCCGUGGAGUAGAUGUGGGAGCCUGGGUGCUGGGAGUGCGGGACUCAUUUCGGCGACUGUUUGUGGCCUGUUGUGAGUGGACCACAUGUCAAGGGGCUGAGGUUUGGGGAGCUGGGCCCAGAAAAAUACAACCACAGACAGGACAGCUAUUUCUUGGUAUUUCAGCUCAUUCAUAGGUCACAAACAUAAAUCUGUAAAGGGGAAAAAAGGAUCACAUUGGAAACAAUAAGCCAAACUAAAAAAGACUACGAGAUCAACUUAAUCAGUGAGAAUAUCCUACACCAAGCGUGUGUGCUGGGUUGGGUGCGAGGGUACAAUUAGCUUCCAAACAGCUUGUCUGUAAAAUGAGGGGCACGGACCAGCUAUUUACUAAGACCGUUUCGAGGCCUGUUGUUCUAGUAAAAAUGCCGUGUGUGUGAAGAGGGAAGCCAUUAUAUGUAUUGCUUUUACCACAUUCCAGAAAAUGUACACCCUUACGAUGGAAUAACCAAUUGUGUGAAAGAAAUUGUGCCGUGCAAAUUACCAUAUAAGUAGAAGAAAGGAACCCUGUAACCCAUGCCAUGCCCUCUUCCCUCAGCCCCCCAGCCCAGAUCAUGCCCGGGGUUUCUCUGCAGGGGCAGCUGCUGCCUCAAAAGUGCACAACCUGCCUGUCCCUUCAGGUUCCUGGCGACAACAGUACAGGGACUGCCUCUGCAAAGAGCCCCGAGGCAGACAUUUGCUCAGCAAGAGGCACCACCGGCACCCUCACAAACACUUCACCGUCACUUGAAUUCACAGCAGGCCUCUGAGAUUUUCUUCCCCAUUUUACAAAAGAGUAAAACUAAGAAGCAGGAGCCUCUCUCUGCCAGGGUGAAGGUCUCCUGACUCCUAGUUCUUGUUCCUGCUGUCGGGUGAAUGAACCGUUAUUAAUUUGUUUACUUUGGAAGAGCUAUGACUGUAAAUAAAUGUUCUCGACAUGUUAGGGUGUUUCCUUAUUGCUUACGACUCAGCUGUCAUCCUGAGGGAACCUGGCGAUGAAACGAAGGUAAAGCCAUUUCAGGUAUUACUGACAAGUAGGCUUUAAAUGAGUGAGUAAUUGCACAACUAAAAACACAUUAAAACUGUGUGCGCUACAAGCGUUCUUAUCACUGAAACACAGUGGACAUGUUAGCGAAAAGAACCAAAUGCAGCAAUGGGGAGUGGGAUGGGGGGUAAACACUCAGCUCACAAUGACCUUGGCUACCUGUUUGCCACAUACUACACGGGGUUCUUGUCUACCCUAGAGAGUCAGCUCCUAAUUCUCAGGUGAGCAGACGUCUAACUGCAUCAGAAAACUG
Molecule: messenger RNA, 2097 nt
Organism: Prionailurus viverrinus (fishing cat)
Lineage: Eukaryota; Metazoa; Chordata; Mammalia; Carnivora; Felidae
Gene: RAB39B
Product: RAB39B, member RAS oncogene family
Exons: 2
Coding region: 1-642 (213 amino acids)
Biological process (GO): Rab protein signal transduction
Cellular component (GO): Golgi membrane
Molecular function (GO): GTP binding; GTPase activity
Source: RefSeq, a predicted model, not a curated record